CAAUUCGUAGCGGGCGCGCGACGCGAAUUGAGGUAAAAAAAUUGUACGACUUGCGCUGUGCGCUCGUAUUUCAUUACGGAAAAAUAAAAUAUCCGAGGACCUUCGAGUUCGAUCGUAAACGACGCGACAAUAAUUUUAUACAGGAUCUGAAUGAAGUAGUCUUCGAAAUUUAAAAUUACGUAAUAACUUUGAGGUGCGUUAGUUUGUGGUGUGCAAAUAAACAAUAAUUUUGCUGUGCAAAAACAAUAUUUAUUUCAUCGAAUGAUGACUGUUUAUCCCUGGGUUUUAUAGGGUUACAUCGAUUGAUAUAAAAUGUCGUUAAAGAAAGAAUCUCGCACGGAUGUGCAGUUCCACCUGGCGGCUCUCCGGGGGGACUGCGAGCGGCUCAAGCGACUGCUGGACACGGGGAAGGUGCACAUUGACUCCAGAGACAGGGACGGCACCACGCCGCUGAUCCUGUCGGCGGCCAUGGGGCACACGGACUGCGUGCGAGAGCUGUUGGCGCAGGGUGCCGACCCCGCCUGCUGCAGGACGACAGGGACAAGCGCACUGUUCUUCGCAGCACAGGGUGGCUUCCUCGACAUCGCGUGUUUACUGCUCGACUGCGGCGCCGCCAUCGACGCGCCCAGCACGGACGGCGGCACCCCGCUGUUCGUGGCGUGUCAGUGCGGCCACUUGCCCGUGGUUGAGGAGCUCAUCCGCAGGGGAGCUAAUGUCAACUCUUGCAUGAAGGACAAAGCCACCCCCCUAUUCAUAGCAGCACAGAAUGGUCACGAGGAAGUCUGCCUCGCGUUACUGUCGGCCGGCGCGAGUGUGGACGCCGCACGUAGCGACCGCGCCUCGCCGCUGUGGAUCGCGGCGCAGUGCGGACACCAACGUGUAGCCCGGGCGUUGUUAGCCGCGGGGGCGCAAGUGGACAAGCUGAGACAGGACGGCGCCACUCCACUAUUCAAGGCGGCACACAAGGGACACGCCGCCGUGGUGGCGGAGUUGCUGAAAUAUAAGCCCAACUUGGGCAUAUUACCGAACGGUCAGUCAGCUCUCCAUGGCGCCGCCAUGUUCGGUCAGCUGGCGUGCGUGCGCCUCCUCGCGCGGCGCCGCGUGGCCGCCGGCAACGACGUGGUGGCGGUGACCACUCUCCGCAACGCGGCCGGCCUCACCCCGCUGCAGGUGGCGGCGCAGGCGGGCAAGCGGGACGUGGUCGCCUAUCUCAAGCAGCUGGAACACUCGUGAUAUAUAACACAUACUAUGUAACACCAGCUUCAUCAUAAUCUCAACCUCCUCCUCUUCAACCUCAAGGGUCAGAGUGUGUUACGUUGGAAAUUCAUCGAUUUUUUUUUACCAUCGAGUCCCAUUGUUACUAGCUGCAAUCUUUUAAUCCAUUAGAAUUGGAAAACAUGAACACAUCUACUCCACAAUAGAACAAAAUCUUAACGCUCGCUACGCUCGCGAUUUUUUUAAUUGAUUUAGAACUUUUAUAGAAUUAUUCUCCACAAAAUACUCGCUCCGCUCGCAGUAAUCUUAUAAUAAAUACCUAUAUAAUAGUUAUUUACUUCAAACGAAAAUCCCACAAACAUUCCCUAACAACGUAGUUUCUCUAAAUUAAAUUUCGAGUUGCUAGAAAAUUGUUUGAUUAAUAUUAUUGUACUACCUACAGCUUUUUCAUAUUGUGAUGUUUUUAUCUAAUCUAAAUUUAGAGUAGGUAUGUGCAUCUUUUUCUUUUUAAUAUUGUUAAAAAAGGAUGAAAAAUGAAUUUUAAAGGCUGUAAAUAGUGCUACUCUACUUUAAACACGAUUUGACAGUCAUAUCUUGAGUUGUGUGUCCUCCUCUUAUUAUAUUGGUAAGAAAAAGAUGCAAAUACACAGUUGCGAUCAGAAACAGUACCACUGUCACAUUCCUUUCUAGACUGCAUCAUUGCUUUCCAUCAAAGGAGAUAGCAAUAAUACAAGAAAGUACUUACAUGAAUUAAUCUAAUAUCAAAUAAAUAAGCACAUGUUAGCCAUCGCCUUAUAUGUAUACCUCACACAAUAACCAUAUUUUUAUUAAAAGUAUAUUAAACUUAAAAUAACGUGAAAGGGUUGUAAAUAAAACAAUAUUUUAUAAACAUAGAAAUGUAUUAAAUAGAAAUAAAAUAACAGGCUUGCUUCUCGCCUAGAUUCUUGUAACAAAAAACUUAAUCGAGCUUAAAAUGGGGUUAAUAUUGAAAAAUAUUCAUAGUAUAGGAAUACAGUCAAUUCGUACAAGUAAUAUAAAUCUUUAAAGACAAUUUUUUAUCUUUUCUGUUAUCUUGUUGCAUUCACAGACAUCAAAACAGACAUGGGGUAGGUAAGGGACA
Maniola jurtina (meadow brown) is the source of this 2335-nucleotide messenger RNA. RefSeq names its product ankyrin repeat domain-containing protein 29. The record is from RefSeq and is a predicted model, not a curated record. NCBI's taxonomy places the organism in Eukaryota, Metazoa, Arthropoda, Insecta, Lepidoptera, Nymphalidae. Gene Ontology annotation, molecular function: protein binding. The coding region runs from base 313 to 1233 and encodes 306 amino acids. The transcript has 8 exons.